AUGGCCAUCAACGCACUCUUGCUGCUGCUGCUCAACGGUUUGCUAGUCAUCGUCGUCGCGGGAGAGCAAUUCCAACAUUCUAUAAAGACGGAUGCAGCCGCACUCCUCAUGUUCAAGCGCAUGAUCCACUCCGACCCCAACAAUGUCCUCUCCGGCUGGCUCCCUGCUCACAACCCCUGCUCCUCCUCCUGGUUUGGAGUGACAUGCUACCUCGGCCGGGUCACUCAGCUUGAUCUCACUUCCGCUGCUCUCGCUGCCGAUUCCAUCUCUUUCGACACUUUCUCUUCUCUGGAACUCCUCUCCUCCCUCAAACUAUCCUCCAACAACUUCACCCUCACCAAUUCAACAUCUCUUCUCCGCCUCCCUCCUUCCCUCCAGCACCUCUACCUCCAUUCCACGGGCCUCACUGGCCCUUUCCCAAGCUCAUUCCUUAUAUCCCAUCCCAACCUCCUCCAACUCGACCUGUCACACAACAAUUUAACCACCCCCACUGCUGAAUCAUCGUCCUUCAUCCCCUCUAGCCUCCAAUUCCUUGACCUCUCCGACAACAACUUCACUGGACCUAUCACCUCCCUCCUCCAGAUCACAUCUCCCACCCCAUCAUUGAUCCACAUGGACCUCUCCAAAAACCAUCUUGUGGGCACAAUUCCGACAUUCAUCUCCAACUGCACCUCCCUUCAAACACUCAACCUCUCAUUCAACCUCCUAUCCUCCAGCAUCCCUCCUUCCCUCCUCGCCCAGCUUCGAGCCCUCCAGCAUCUCGACCUCUCCCACAACCACCUCACUGGAUGGAUCCCUUCUGAUCUCCAUGAAGCCUGCGGUUCCCUCCUCGAGAUCAAGCUUUCCUUUAACAACAUUUCCGGCUCCAUCCCCGAUUCACUGUCUUCUUGUUCCUACCUCCAGCUCCUCGACCUCUCCACCAACAAUAUUUCUGGGCCCUUCCCUGAUUCUAUCCUGCAAACCCUUGGCUCCUUGGAGACUCUGCUGUUGAGCAGCAACCUCAUCUCUGGACAGUUCCCGCCUUCACUUUCUUACUGCAAAAACUUGAAGGUGGCCGAUUUCAGCUCCAACAGAUUCUCUGGCACUUUCCCUCCUGACAUUUGCCCUGGUGCUUCCUCCCUCCAAGAGCUGAGAUUACCAGACAAUCUCAUCUCGGGCCCAAUCCCGGCUCAGCUUUCUCGCUGCUCCAAGCUCAAAGCCAUAGACUUUAGCUUGAACUACCUCAACGGCUCCAUCCCUCCCGAGCUUGGAGACCUGGAGAACCUGGAGCAGGUCAUUGCUUGGUUCAACGGCUUGGAAGGCGGAAUCCCUCCGGAAUUGGGGAAAUGCAGGAACCUGAAGGAUUUGAUCCUCAACAACAACCACCUGAGCGGGCCAAUUCCGGUGGAACUCUUCGGUUGCAGUAACUUGGAGUGGAUAUCCCUCACCAGCAAUGAGAUCAGCGGCCAAAUCCCAAAUCAAGUCGGGCUCCUUCCGAGACUUGCAGUUCUACAACUAGCCAAUAACAGCUUGAGCGGGGAGAUACCGCCGGAGCUCGGGAAUUGCAGCAGCUUGGUGUGGCUGGAUUUGAACAGCAACAAGCUCACGGGUGAGAUCCCUCCGCGGUUGGGCCGCCAGCUCGGUUCCAAAGCCCUAACCGCAAUCCCUUCCGGGAGCACUAUUGUGUUCGUCCGAAACGUCGGGAAUUCUUGCAAAGGAGUGGGUGGACUUCUGGAAUUUGCAGGGAUCAGACCUGAAAGACUGCUUCAGAUCCCUACACUCAAGUCGUGUGAUUUCACGAGGUUGUAUUCAGGGCCAGUGUUGAGCCUUUUCACGCAGUACCAAACCCUGGAGUACUUGGAUCUCUCCUACAACGAGCUCCGGGGGAAGAUCCCUGACGAAUUUGGGAACAUGAUGGCUCUCCAAGUCCUGGAACUCUCCCACAACCGGCUUUCAGGGGAAAUCCCUGCAUCCCUCGGGCAGCUCAAGAACUUGGGAGUUUUCGACGCCUCCCACAAUCGGCUUCAGGGAGAAAUCCCUGAUUCCUUCUCCAACCUCUCAUUCUUAGUCCAGAUCGACCUCUCCAAUAACGAGCUGACAGGGCAGAUUCCACAGUUAGGACAGUUGAGCACGCUUCCCGCCACCCAAUACGCAAACAAUCCUGGCCUCUGCGGCGUUCCCCUGCCUGAAUGCAGGCUAGUUAUGUCCUCCAGCAGCAAUCAAGAUGCUGCCUCGAGAGGAGCCAGCAGGAGAUCAUCUUCCAAGGCAUCCACGUGGGCCAACAGCGUUGUGCUAGGGGUGCUCAUCUCGGUGGCUUCAGUCUGCAUCCUUGUGGUGUGGGCCAUAGCAAUGAGGGUGAGGCACAAGGAGGCACAAGAGGCGAAGAUGCUGCAGAGCCUGCAGGCAUCCCACGCUGCCACGACGUGGAAGAUCGAGAAGGAGAAGGAGCCACUGAGCAUCAACGUGGCGACUUUCCAGAGAAACCUGAGGAAGCUGAAAUUCUCACAGUUGAUCGAGGCCACCAACGGGUUCUCAGGGGAAAGCAUGAUUGGAUGCGGUGGGUUCGGGGAGGUGUUCAAGGCUACACUCAAAGAUGGCUCGUGCGUGGCGAUCAAGAAGCUCAUCCGUCUCAGCUGCCAGGGGGACAGGGAGUUCAUGGCUGAGAUGGAGACUCUAGGGAAGAUCAAGCACCGAAACCUGGUGCCACUGCUAGGGUACUGCAAAGUCGGGGAAGAGAGGCUACUGGUGUACGAGUACAUGCCGUUCGGGAGCUUGGAGGAAGUGCUGCACGGGAGGAGGCAUACCAAGGGCGGGGCGGAUGUGUUGACAUGGGAGGAAAGGAAGAAGAUAGCAAGAGGGGCAGCGAAAGGUCUCUGCUUUCUUCACCACAACUGCAUCCCUCACAUCAUCCACAGGGACAUGAAGUCAAGCAAUGUGCUUCUGGAUAAGGAGAUGGAGGCUCGGGUUUCGGAUUUCGGGAUGGCACGCCUCAUCAGCGCGCUGGACACACAUCUCAGCGUCAGUACCCUGGCAGGGACUCCCGGGUAUGUGCCCCCGGAGUACUAUCAGAGUUUCCGGUGCACGGCCAAGGGAGAUGUCUACUCUCUCGGAGUGGUGCUGUUGGAGCUGGUGACAGGGAAGCGCCCCACGGACAAGGAGGACUUCGGGGACACCAACUUGGUUGGGUGGGUGAAGAUGAUGGUGAGACAAGGGAAGCAGAUAGAAGUGAUUGAUCCUGACCUUCUGCCGACGCAGGAGGAUGAAGAAAAAGAGGCCGGGGAAGAGGUGAAGGAAAUGGUGAGGUACCUGGAGAUCACGCUGCAGUGCGUGGACGAUUUCCCUUCUAAGAGGCCGAACAUGUUGCAGGUGGUCGCCAUGCUUAGGGAGCUCAACAUUACCUCAUGA
Messenger RNA from Linum tenue, 3384 nucleotides. NCBI's taxonomy places the organism in Eukaryota, Viridiplantae, Streptophyta, Magnoliopsida, Malpighiales, Linaceae. The record is from the annotation of a GenBank genome assembly.